AGUUCGGUCAAAAAAUAGGACGACUGUACACUAAGGUAUCAGAUAUUAAUGAUUGGAAUUUAGACACAAGUCAAGAUGAGCUCGGCACUGCAAUCCCGUCGGAUUGCAGCUGUCGUCGGGGCCUUGGUUGCCGACGCUGCAGCCCAGCCGAUACACUGGAAUUACAAAGUGGAUAAACUGGAUGCCAUGCUGAAAAAUGCAGAGGAAGUGGCGUUUUGGGAACCAUCCGCAAACCCCUUCUACAAACUACCUCUUGGAAACCAGAGUUGCUAUGGAGACCAGUCGUUUGUCGUUCUGAAAUCCCUCGUCGAAAAUAAAGGUUUGUGUGUAGAACAUUUAAAGAAUUCAACAUUUGAGUGGUUUGGCCCGAAAUCAAAGUACGAGAACCCUACAAACGCCGUGUACAAGAUCAAAACAGAUGCAGAAAAAGCUACCACAUACCCUAUAGACGGACCAUGGAGACAUUUCAGUAUCAAAGAUUUUAUCAGGAAUGUAUUAGAAGAGAAACCAACUACAGGAUCUGAAAAGGAUGAACAGAUGGACUGUACUUUACGAAUUGUUUCUGUGGUAGCACUGUAUGCGGGUCGCCCUGAAAUGCUAGAUAGAGCGGAGGAGGUGAUCCGAUCUACUCAAAAUUCAGACACCAGUGUGGCAGUGGGACUGGCUGCUGCAAGAUUGUUGGAGUACUAUAUUUUGAAUGGUGUGAUGGAAAAUGCAGUUGAACAUGUGAUUGAAGAUCUGACCAACCAGAAUAGAGCAAACGCGCAAGAUCUAGAUAAAGCCUUAGCUUCGUUUUUAAGGGAAGUACUCAGAAAAAAGGACGAGCCGCACAUUAAGACGGCUCGAACCUUUCGAAUUGACUGAGUAAUCCCGGGAGCUUUUCAGUCUGCCGUACACGGUGUGAUUACUGGUAAAGACUACCGUUCAGGUGUUGAAACUACUCUCCGUGCUGGAGGUUGCAACGCUUCUCGUGGUGGAUUUAUCGGUGCAUGCCUUGCUGCACAGCAUGGACUGUCAAGUAUCCCGGAAAGCUGGAAGGAAAAGACGCUGAGAUAUCAGGAGAUACUCGAGCAAGCUGAGAAACUCGUACAAAUUAAACUGGAUUAAAUUCUUUACUUUCUGAACAGUGAUAUUGGAAUCCGGUCUCGAACUAGAACUAGUUAAGUUAAGUUUGAUAUUUUAACGUUUUCUCGAAGGCAAUCCGUAAUAUUAUUACAUUCAUAAAAUUUGUUUGGGUAUUUGUUUCGCUCACUUGCUUUACGGGUAUAUUGCAACUGUAUAUGACAGUUUGGUUGGUAUUUAAAUCAGGAUGUAUAAUUUUAUCUGUUUGUAAUAAAUGUGUGUAUGCUUUGAUUGAUAAUUUCUUGUAUCAUCUCAUUAAAUCAGAUUUAUUUAUUGCAAUAUCUAUUUAAUCCCCCGCCACGAGUGAUGGGGUAAACAUAUCGUGUCCGCUCUGUAUCUCCUAAACCCCUUGAAGGAAUUUCAUGAAACUUUGGCCAAAUGAUCACCUCAUCAAGACGAUGUGCAUAACUCAUGAGUCAGCCAUGUCGGCUCAAGGUCAAUGUCACAACUCAGGGUUUCCAUUUUAUGUCUGCUCUGUAUCUCCUUAACCCCUUGAAGGAUUUUAAUAUGACUUGGCUGUAAUAUUCCCCAUAUCAAGACAAUGUGCAGAAUUCAAAAUUCACCCUGCCAGCUUAAGGUCAAGAUCACAACUCGAAUGUUUAAUGCCAAUACCUUCAACCCUUUCACUAUCCAUAACAGUGGCGGGGGAUAUAGCUGUCUUUCAGACUGCCUUUUUUCUGGUAUUACAUUAUGUUGUACAUGUACUAAUAUUAUACCAUUUUUGCCUUACAGUAUUGUUAUCUCAGAUUCGUUGUAAUGCAUUAAGAAGUUUAGGUUUAAGUCUUUAAAUAAUCAAUGUAUUAGUAUUAUAUAAAGUAUAGCAGUUUAGAUCUACUGUAUGUAUGUAUGAUCGGUUGAUCAAGGUCAGGUGUUUAUGAAGAUUGUGUCAUAAAGCUUGUAAAGCUGGCACGUUCUGAAGUCUGACCCACUUUGUUCAAUUGAAAAUACCAGAUAAUAUGGUAGAAACGUGUACAUGUGUAUUGCAAAAUAUGAUUGUUUCUAAUUAUGAAUGACAGCGUUUAUUAAUCAGUAGGUAUUGAAUUAUUAAUUACUAAACAACGAAUGAAAUUAAAAAAUGACGAUGCGACGGACCGUCAGUAGAUCAGUCGAAUAGACGGACAAAAGCAGAUGUACACGAACUUGCAUGUCAUUUUUAUGUGUAUAUACUAUGUUCUAGAUUUAUGUAUUGAUGUAAAUGGAUAUUAAAGACAUAUAUUAGAA
This is a messenger RNA of Mercenaria mercenaria, 2343 nucleotides long. Its product is annotated as crystallin J1A-like. The transcript is spliced from 8 exons. Bases 76 to 864 code for a protein of 262 amino acids. The record is from RefSeq and is a predicted model, not a curated record. Lineage: Eukaryota; Metazoa; Mollusca; Bivalvia; Venerida; Veneridae.